Esox lucius (northern pike) is the source of this 3916-nucleotide messenger RNA. RefSeq lists its product as uncharacterized. The record is from RefSeq and is a predicted model, not a curated record. The transcript has 19 exons. Gene Ontology annotation, molecular function: tubulin binding. Gene Ontology annotation, biological process: cilium assembly; centriole elongation. Gene Ontology annotation, cellular component: centriole; centrosome; nucleus. NCBI's taxonomy places the organism in Eukaryota, Metazoa, Chordata, Actinopteri, Esociformes, Esocidae. The coding region runs from base 328 to 3804 and encodes 1158 amino acids.
UGUAAUUUCGGUCGUCCCAGUAAAGACAACUAAACGGUAACACAGCGUCUCAGCUGUGUAGGCGGGUUAGCACAAUGCGCACAGUGUGUGACGCAGCUCUUCCUGUCGGCGAGGAAGAAGCCUGGGGAUAAGUGAGCUGAUCCAGGAUGGGAUGAGGGCUGCCGUCUCACCUUUCCAGGCAGUGGGCGGCGGUGAGGACCCACUGAGGGGCAAUCAGAGUUCCUCCACAGAAAUGAAUGCCCGUGCUGCAAGACAGACAAGGGUCCAAGGGCAUUGGUUGAUCAGGGGGCAGACCUUGGCCAGGUGCCCCAACUGGAGCCAAAUGACAUGGAUAUUCAGGGGAUCUCUGGCAUUAGUCACCGGUCUCCAUCCCAUUCACUAAACCCUGAUGCUGUUCAUCGUGAACACCCCCAGGAGGAUACCCCAGACACUAUCUCAUCACUACAAACUACACAACUAAUAUUACAGAGAGAUCUCCAGCAGGGCCCAGGGCAACAGGAGCAGUUAGCUCAACAGCAGCUGGUGCAGCUACACAGAGUGGUACAGGAGCAAAGCAGACUCCUCUCCCUAAUGGGGCCCGGACUGCUGUCACCCCCCUCUGUCACUGCACAGUGGCAGGGUCGGAAAUCUACUCUGGUUUCUGGAGUUGAUUCCUCUGCUCUCUCUGACAACUCACAGAGGUCCAAUCAGAAAACAAACAUUCCCAUUUCGCCUUCGUCAGGUGAUGGUUGGCAGCCCAAGGUGUGUCCUGUUCCAACACAUUCUCUGAGUGGAGGACAGUUGAUGAAACUUUCUUCUAUCAAAGAGGAGAAUAAAGAGCAGAGAGGAGGUAAACAUCCCUGUCCUGUCAGUCCAUUUCGGAUACAAAUGCACACCCCUGGAGACCCUGAGGACAGACCCAUUAGGCCUGCGGUCAAAGAAAGAGAGAAGUCAUAUGAGGAAUUUGUGGAGGAACAGCAGAAUGUGGAUCCAGAUGUAAAUCAAAUCAGUAAGCAGAUGUUCAAAAUGAACACUCUAUGUAAGCAGCUUGAAAGCUUCAAGGAUAGCAGGGAGGCCAGGAAGGUGGCAGAGAUGAGGUGCUUCCUGAAGAAAGGGGACGGUGUAUCCAGAAUAAAGAAGACUAAGCACAGAGUACAGCAGAAGAACCAGAGAAGAACCUCCCUCUCCCUAAGCCUGCAGCCCAGGAAGGUGACAUCUGGCAGCCGGCAGAGGCGCUCAUCAGCCCCGUCGCUACAGCUCUGUGACAGGUCUGGACCCAGGGCCAAGGCUUUAAUGAUCACCCAGAGGAUCAGCCCUGAUCUGACUGAGUCCUGGGAACAAACAACACCAACUGCCACAACAGAGAAAGACAACAGACUUAAUCAAUUAGUCAGACAGGAAAGGGCAUCAGUGCCCAGAGAAACUGAACAAAGCAAGGCCACUGAUGACACUGCAUCUAGGGCUGAUUCUAAAGAGAGACAAGAUAUCUUGGGUGUUACAUCACCCAAUCAGCUUGUGAGAAAACCAUGUGUGACUUAUGUGGGGCCAAGUGAAGAAAUGGCAACACAGAAUCCAAUGUAUCCUGCUAUAAAGCACCUUGUCUUUAAACAAUGUGAGUUGAAGGAGUCACAUUUGGUAAUGCAGCCUUUUGACAGUGCCCCUACACAGCUAAAGAACUUGAGCCAACCCACUGUCAAAGCUCAGGACUUAAGUAUUGGCUUCAAGACAGUCAAUGACCACAUAGUAAGAGUCACUGACAAUAAGAUGUCCAGGACUAUGGAUGAGGAAAGUGACAGUCCAUUCCACAAGUCCAACACAUCCAAAUCUCAAAGCGGGUCUGCGGAUGUGAUGUCGCUCCCGUCUCUGAGUAGCCCAAGCAGCGAUGAGGACGACCACCACCCUAACUCUCAGUGCCGACAGCAGCCCGCCCGUCCCUCUCCUCUGUUCGGACACAAAGACCAGAACCUGGACCUGUCUGAUGGGGACUACAAAAGCCAUGCGCCCAGCGAGGCUUGGGAGAGCCGGCCCUUCAGAACCGAUCCCAUGCACGCAGCCACUCCCCGCCGGCCCAGUCACCACCGCCAUUCGUCCGGCUCCAACAGCAACGGUGACACCAAGCUCAGGCAUACGAACUGGAAUCAAACAAGACCACGUCCACUAAACCCUCAGUGUACAGAGCAAACAAGCACAUGGAUAGACCAUUCACUGGGGAUCCAAAACAGGGGAACAGGCAGCAGGUCACAAUGUCCCUCUGCAGAGCUCAGAGCCAGCAUGGCCCGUAAAGUAACAUCAACAAUUAAAGACACUCUGAAGAGCAGACAUCACCACAGGUCCACGUGCGCAAAUCAAACCUCAUCAAAGCCACACAGAGUUUGUCUGUUUGGAAUGAAAACACAAAAUAAUCCUGAUUUGCUGGACAUUAUGAAAGGGGAACCAGAAACAGCGAUGGAACGACUCAGGAAAAGAAUGGACCAAAUAGUGUGUGAUGACAGAGAAGAUCAGCACAGUGGUGGUGGAUCUUCAUUCAUCCACACAAAAGGCCGGGUGUUGAACAAUCAGCUGGUUCCUCAUAAACAACACAUUGAUGAGGCUCAGGAUCUCAGGCAGCAGAUUCUAGCACUUCAGGAGCAGUUCUUCCAGAGGGAGUGCCACUGGUCUAAGACUCAUUGGCGUCUGCAGGAACAGGUGGAAGCUCUGACCCGAGAGAACAUGCAGCUGCUUGACAAGCUCAAUGGACCUGAACCAUGCCACCUGGUGGCAGGGAGGAGCCCUAACACAAUCACUGCAUCUUACAGAGGGACCGGGAGCACUGUGUCAAGGGAUAUUCACAGGGGUACCAGUCAGAGAAUGAGGGAGAUAAGAUCUUCACAUUCAAGUAUCAGUGAAAAUCCAGCCCCAAGAAGGACACCAGUUGUCAGUUUUCCAUCGUCCAAGUCUGAGGGACUGCCAAAUAACGACCACCCCACUAAGGCUAAAAGUACGAGAGAUCAGGUACCUCCCUCCAUAAAGGACUUCUCAUCACAUUCAGGCAGUUCUGAAGGCAUUUGUCACCCAGGUGACCACUCUUUAAAACAGUGUCGAAACUUUAGGGAUCAGCGUUCGUUUUGGUCAGCGGAAAACAAGACAGAAGUAACAGACCGACAGAGCCGGAGUGCUACACCCAAAGGCCAACAGACAAUCUGCUCCUUUGAAUCAGAAAACAGGGACCACCAGAAUCCAGGAGCAAUGAAUGGCAACUCCAUCCACAUCAACAAUGACUUGUUGGAACAAACAAACAAUCCAGGUUGUAAGACUGAACAACUUUCCAGUGGCAGUCGGAUUAUCACAUUCAGCAACGGAACUAGAAAAGAGAUUAGUGCUGACCAGAAAUCAGUAACAGUCACAUUCUUCAAUGGCGAUGUCAAGCACAUACUGGUGGAUGGAAAAGUGAUAUACUACUUCGCUGAUGCACAGACCACUCACACCACAUACCCAACUGGUAUGGAGGUUCUGCAAUUUCCAAACAAGCAGAUAGAAAAACACCAUCCUGGUGGAAAAAGAGAGAUUGUUUUCCCAGAUCAGACAAUAAAGUACAUCUAUCCUGAUGGCAAAGAGGAGAGCAUCUUCCCAGAUGGAACAGUGGUCAAGCUUUCAGAGACUGGGGUGAAAACAGUGGAAUUCAACAAUGGCCAAAGAGAGAUCCAUACAUCUCAGUACAAGCGGAGGGAGUACCCUGACGGGACCACAAAGACAGUGUAUUGUAAUGGAAGGCAAGAGACUAAGUUCCCCUCGGGAAGAGUUCGUAUUAAGGACGAGAAAGGCUCUAUCAUAAUAGACAAGAAAUGAAGGAAAUAUGUUGAUUUUUUUUUUUCUAGCCUUUAUGCCAUAUUAUCAAUUCUAUAUAAUGUUUAUCUGGUACUCUUUUCCUGUGGAAUAUACAGUAUCUCACAGAAGUGAG